Acomys russatus (golden spiny mouse) is the source of this 1438-nucleotide messenger RNA. RefSeq names its product zinc finger protein 120-like. The transcript is spliced from 4 exons. Gene Ontology annotation, biological process: negative regulation of transcription by RNA polymerase II. NCBI's taxonomy places the organism in Eukaryota, Metazoa, Chordata, Mammalia, Rodentia, Muridae. The record is from RefSeq and is a predicted model, not a curated record. Gene Ontology annotation, molecular function: DNA-binding transcription repressor activity, RNA polymerase II-specific. The coding region runs from base 242 to 1132 and encodes 296 amino acids.
GUUUGUUUCUGUUUAAAGCAAUAUCUUCUUGUAGCUCAGGCUUGCCUAUCCUAUGUAAUUGAGAAUUGCUUUGAACACCCAAUCCUGCCUCAGUUUCCCAGUACCAGGAAGACAGUCCUACUAUUCUUUCCAGGCUGGGCCCUGACUGGAUGGAGUGACUUACAAUGAUGUGCACGUGAACUUCACUCGGGAAGAGUGGGCUUUGCUGGAUCCUUCCCAGAAGACUCUCUACAAAGAUGUGAUGCUGGAGACCUACAGGAACCUCACGGCUAUAGGCUAUAAUUGGGAAGACCACAAUAUUGAAGAACACUAUCAAAGUUCUAGAAGACAUGGAAGGCAUGAAAGAAGUCAUAGUGAAGAGAAACCCUCUGAAUAUACUGAACAUAGUAAAGACUUUGCAUAUCACAGUCAUCUUCAAAGGCAUGAAAGAAUUCAUACUAAAGAGAAACCCUAUGAAAUUAUUCAAUAUGGUGAACCAUUUGCACAUCACAGCAUUCUCCAAAUACAUAAAAGGACACAUACUGGAGAGAAACCCUAUAAAUGUAAUCAAUGUGAGAAGGUAUUUGCAUGUCACAGUCAUCUUCAAAGGCAUGAAAUAAUCCAUACUGGAGAGAAACCUUACAAAUGUAAGCAAUGUGAUAAAGCCUUUUUACGACAUAGCUCUCUCCUAGUACAUGAAAGAACACAUACUGGAGAGAAACCCUAUAAAUGUAAACAAUGUGGGAAAGCCUUUGCAUGUCAGAGUGCUGUUCAAAGGCAUGAAAGAAUUCAUACUGGAGAGAAACCCUAUGAAUGUAAUCAAUGUGGGAAAGCCUUUGCAUGUCACAGUAAUCUUCAAAAACAUAAAAGAAUUCAUAGUGGAGAAAAACCCUACAAAUGUAAUCAGUGUGACAAAGCCUUUGCACGUCAGAGUUAUCUCCUAAUUCAUAAAAGAACACAUACUGGAGAGAAACCCUAUGAAUGUAACCAAUGUGGGAAAGCCUUUAAAUGUAACAGUGAUCUGCUAAUACAUCAAAGAACACAUACAGGAGAGAAACCCUAUGAGUGCAACCAGUGUGGUAAGGCCUUUGCAUAUCACUGUAGUCUACGAAUACAUAAAAGAACACACACAAGAGAAACCCUAAGAAUGUAACCAAUGUGGGAAAGCCUUUGCAUGUGACAGUGAUCUCCUAAUACAUAAAAGAACACAUACUGGAGAGAAACCCUAUAGCCAAUGUGAGAAAGCCUUUUCGUGUCACAGUGAUCUUCAAAGGUAUAAAAGAACUUAGUGGAUAGAAACCCUACAAAUGCAAUUAAUGUGAGAAAGCAUUGUACAUCAGAAUUAUCUCCUAAUUCAUAAAAGAAUACGUACUGUAGAGAAACCCUCUGAAUGUAAUAAAAGCAGUAAAGCCUUUGCAUGUCACAGUUGUCUCCUAGUACAGAAAAAAAACACAUACUA